Messenger RNA from Aspergillus pseudotamarii, 668 nucleotides. RefSeq names its product 4a-hydroxytetrahydrobiopterin dehydratase. The transcript is spliced from 3 exons. Gene Ontology annotation, biological process: tetrahydrobiopterin biosynthetic process. The record is from RefSeq and is a predicted model, not a curated record. NCBI's taxonomy places the organism in Eukaryota, Fungi, Ascomycota, Eurotiomycetes, Eurotiales, Aspergillaceae. The coding region runs from base 47 to 658 and encodes 203 amino acids. Gene Ontology annotation, molecular function: 4-alpha-hydroxytetrahydrobiopterin dehydratase activity.
GCUCUCUAUACAAUUGUCCGCCAGUUCAUCAAUCUCCACAACAAACAUGAACACCGUGUCUAGGGCGCUACAACGCCCCAGUCGAUCACUGACAUCGCAACUCCGUCGAUCGAUCCGCCAAUAUCACCAGCGAGCUUUCCCGUCUUCCUCCGCCUCAAUCGCCACUUCUCAUCAUACUCUCCGCUCCGGAUCGCCAUCUCUUUCCCGCACAUCCAACUAUCCUUCACCUUCGCAAGCGCACCGAACUUUCUCGCACAGCUCGACAACAAUGGCCGCAGUACCCAAAUUUGCCCGAGGCAUAGACGGAAGCAAAUUGCAACCGGAGCUGGACUCAUUACUGGAACAAGGGUGGGCGUUGGAUCAGGAUGGAAUGGGCGUGAAGAAGACAUACUACUUCAAGACAUAUUUUAAAGCGGUGAGCUUCGUUAACGUCGUCGCAUCGCAAAGCGCAGCGAAGAAACACCACCCAACCAUCACAGUCAGAAUCGGCUCCGUCGACAUCCACUGGACCACGCACCAACCCCGCGGUCUAACCGAUAAGGAUCUGAUGAUGGCGCAACACUGCGACGAGGCGGCGGAAUUAAUGGGCGCUGUGCAAAAGGAAGAGGGCAAGAAAUGCGGACCUUCUUCUCCGACUCCCUCUCCCCCAGGAUUAUAGGCGCAAACGG